CGUGCUCACCUCGUGAUGCUGUGAUUGGCCGCCCCAGCAUCGGCCCACCCAGCCGCUCAGGUCUGCCGAGGCUCGCGCCUGCGCGGUGCGCUAAGCUGUCAGGUAAGGGCGCUGGCAAGCCGGCUGCCCGGAGUGAGCUGCUGUCAUGACCGAGGGCACGUGCCUGCGGCGGCGGCGAGGGGGACCCUAUAAAACCGAGCCGGCCACUGACCUCACCCGCUGGCGGCUCCGCAACGAGCUGGGUCGGCAGAGAUGGACGUAUUUCCAAGCGGAGGACGACCCUGGUCGGGAACAGACCGGGCUAGAGGCCCACUCUUUGGGGCUGGACACAAAGAAUUAUUUCAAAGACUUACCUAAAGCUAAAACCGUCCAUGAGGCAGCCCUGAAUGGAGUAACAUUUUAUGCCAAGCUGCAGGCUGAGGAUGGACACUGGGCUGGUGAUUAUGGUGGUCCACUCUUCCUCUUGCCAGGUCUCCUGAUUACGUGUCAUGUGUCACAUAUCCCUCUGCCAGCUGGAUACAGAGAGGAGAUGGUGCGGUACCUGCGGUCAGUGCAGCUCCCUGAUGGUGGAUGGGGCCUGCAUGUUGAGGACAAGUCCACUGUGUUUGGGACAGCGCUGAACUAUGUGGCUCUCAGAAUCCUGGGUAUUGGGCCUGAUGAUCCUGACCUUGUUCGUGCUCGGAACAUUCUUCACAAAAAAGGUGGUGCGGUGGCCAUCCCCUCCUGGGGAAAGUUCUGGCUGGCCGUCCUGAAUGUUUAUAGCUGGGAAGGACUCAAUACCCUAUUCCCUGAGAUGUGGUUGUUCCCUGAAUGGUUCCCUGCCCACCCCUCCACCCUCUGGUGUCACUGCCGGCAGGUCUAUCUGCCCAUGAGCUACUGCUACGCCACCCGACUAAGUGCCCCAGAGGACCCACUGGUUCAGAGCCUCCGCCAGGAGCUCUAUGUGGAGGACUAUGCCAGCAUCAAUUGGCCAGCACAGAAGAACAACGUGUCCCCUGAUGAGCUAUACACUCCACACAGCUGGCUGCUGCAUGUGGUGUAUGGACUCCUCAACCUGUAUGAACGUUUCCAUAGUACCAGCCUGAGGCAGCGGGCUAUCAAAAUGCUGUAUGAACAUAUUGUCGCCGAUGACCGGUUCACUAAGAGCAUCAGCAUUGGCCCGAUCUCAAAAACCAUCAACAUGCUUGUUCGUUGGUCAGUGGAUGGGCCAUCUUCCUCUGCCUUCCAGGAGCACGUCUCUAGGAUCCCAGAUUACAUUUGGCUGGGUCUUGAUGGCAUGAAAAUGCAGGGCACCAAUGGAUCACAGGUCUGGGAUACUGCAUUUGCUAUCCAAGCACUGUUGGAGGCAGGUGCACACCACAGACCUGAGUUUUUACCCUGCCUGCAGAAGGCUCACGAAUUCCUGCGUCUUUCACAGGUCCCAGACAACUUUCCUGACUAUCAGAAGUAUUACCGCCAGAUGCACAAGGGUGGUUUCCCCUUCAGCACACUGGACUGUGGCUGGAUCGUUGCGGAUUGCACAGCUGAGGGUUUGAAGUCUGUGCUACUCCUGCAGAAGCAAUGUCCCUCAAUCAGGGAGCAUGUCCCCCGAGAGCGACUGUGUGAUGCUGUGGACGUACUGUUGAGCAUGAGGAAUUCUGAUGGAGGGUUUGCUACCUAUGAGACCAAGCGUGGGGGGCAUUUGCUGGAGUUGCUGAACCCCUCAGAGGUCUUCGGAGACAUCAUGAUUGACUACACAUAUGUGGAGUGUACCUCAGCGGUGAUGCAGGCUCUGAAGCAUUUCCAUGAACACUACCCAGACCAUAGGGCAGCAGAGAUCAGGGAGACCCUCAAGCAAGGCCUGGAGUUCUGCCGAAAGCAGCAAAGAGCUGAUGGCUCCUGGGAGGGCUCCUGGGGGGUUUGUUUCACCUAUGGCACCUGGUUUGGCCUGGAAGCUUUUGCUUGCAUGGGACAUACCUACCAAGAUGGGUCUGCUCGUGCAGAAGUGUCCCAGGCCUGCAACUUCCUCCUGUCCCAGCAGAUGGCAGAUGGAGGCUGGGGGGAGGACUUUGAGUCUUGUGAGCAGCGGCGUUAUGUGCAGAGUGCCAAGUCCCAGGUCCAUAAUACGUGCUGGGCCCUGAUGGGCUUGAUGGCUGUCAGGCAUCCCGACAUCACUGCUCAGGAGAGAGGAAUCAGAUGUCUGUUGGAGAAGCAGCUCUCCAAUGGAGACUGGCCUCAGGAGAACAUCUCUGGGGUCUUCAACAAGUCCUGCGCCAUCAGCUACACAAGUUACAGGAACAUCUUCCCCAUCUGGGCCCUGGGUCGCUUCUCCAACCUGUACCCUGACAAUUCCCUCGCUGGCCACCUUUGAAUGCACAUGCGUCAGCCUGGAUCAUACAGAUCCAGGCAAGGCUGGGGGUUCUUGGCUAGCCCUGCCCUAGGCCUUGUUCUCUAUUUCUGUAAACAUGAGGCUGGGGAUAGGGUCAGGGUUGGUGUCUUUAGGCACUUGGCAGUGUAGGUUUAGUUCCGAGACUAGCUUCAGCAAGGGAUCAAAUAAACCUUGAAAUUCAAGGAGGCACAGUGCACUCUGCAGCUCCUGGGUGCAUCCUUCUUGAGGGAGUGAGGCUGUAGAGUUUUCAUGACCAGUGACUUCCUCUGGAGGGGAGCAGCUGGCUUCUUCACCGCCUCCUUUGUCUACUGUGUAAUGGGCCUCUGUCUGGACUCCUGUUUGCUGGGCUGGGGGAGUUAUGGCAACCCUAUGGUGCUGGUAUGCUCAGAGAAAGGCUCAAUGGGGAGUGAGGCAAGACCCUUGUUCACAGUGUACUGAGCAGUGGCUAUUGUCCCUAGGAACUCCCAGUCAUGACCAGAUCACUGUAUGAAAUACCAGUUUUCCAGAAAGGAAAGACAAACUCGCUUUAUACUAAAAGUGUCACUCAAAGUGGUUUAAAUGAUCACUGACUCCCUUAAUAAACACAUUUUGGGCCUGGAACAAUGGCCCAGCAAUAAAGAACAUUGACUGCUCUUUCAGAGGACCUGGGUUUAUUUCCAGCACCCACUUGGUGGCUAACAACCUUCUAAAACUCCAGUUCUCAGGGGACCUAAAGCCUUCUUCUGACCUCUGUGGGAACUGCACACGUGAUACAUAGACAUACAUGUAGUUAUAACACCCAUCCACAUAAAAAAAAAUCUCAAAAAUAAAAACAACAAUAAAACUCCCAGGCAUUUUCUGCUAGGUGUCCUGAGGCUAUGUGCAGGGAGUCAGAUACAGCAUUUGAUUCUGCCCCUAGAUUGUAAGCCCAUGUACAUUGCAUGUAUUUCAAGGACAUCAGCAUCCUGAUCUCCGCUCCUUUUGUUGAGAUAGAGAGGCACACUUGGGAAGCCACAUCUAGAAUAACAGCAGUAGUGUAGAUAGUGUUUAUGGUGGUUUGUACUGUGGGACAGCCCUGUAGCAAGGACAGCUGGUCACAUCCAGCUCACCACUUAGACUCACUGAGCCAGCCAGGCAGCUGUGGCACUCCUGGGACCCAGGAAAAUGCCUGUGACACCCAAAGGCCAUUAUGAACCCUUAUGCCUACUGUGCUUUUUGUUCUAGUGAGGGCCAGAUUUCUGAAGUGAUGCUUCUUGGGGGUGAGCUCUGAAUUCCUGCUUCCUAACUGUGUGUCUGACCAACACACAGGCAGAAUUCAGGGUGGACAGAGUCCUAACUUUUUGAAGUUACUGCUUUUCUCCCUGCCCAUGGGGAGCAGGGUCCAGCCUGGUGCCUUCUCAGUCUAACGCUCCCCACCUCUUUUACAUUCUGGACUGGUGGUAACUCCAACCUCUCCCUGGCCCAUGGUCUUCCCUCAGACAAGCAGAGAGCUGUGUCUGAUGCCUUUUCCCUGGCCGGGACUCUCUAGGCCUGCCUUCUGCCUGGUGCAGAUUCCCUGAGGCUUGGUGCCAUCUGCUUCCUGCUCAGCUCCCACCACUGUCACCUUGUGCUGCUGUGACUCCUAGGGCUCUCCUCCCUUAGAUCAUAACCUGUGCUGUUCACUGCACAGCCUUCCCAACCUCUGCCAGCAGCAGGGCAGAUAGAUGGUGAAUUACUAGACUUGCCCCCAGCAGCACCAGCCGUCCCUUGGAAUUCCUAGUCAUGACCAGCUCACUGUACCAAAUACACGGAUGCUUACAGGACUCUUUCCCCUAAUAAACACAUCUGAUAAAACGUG
Messenger RNA from Cricetulus griseus (Chinese hamster), 4184 nucleotides. NCBI's taxonomy places the organism in Eukaryota, Metazoa, Chordata, Mammalia, Rodentia, Cricetidae. The record is from RefSeq and is a predicted model, not a curated record.